AUGUCGCUCUCGAAAGCCGACACAGACAUUAUUCUCAACAAGGCUAAUAUCGCCCUCGCCCGCAGCCAGCGCCUCGUCGCAUCAUGGAUCCCUGCAGCACCUGCAACAGAAGCAGACAAUGCGAAAACCGACGCUGAGCUCCAAAGGGAGGAAGAAGAAAUAUUCACAGCUGUUCCUGAAACACUAGGUCUCGGAGCGCCACUGCCAUCGAAAGCCGCGGAUGGGAGCUGGAACCGCAGGGAGCUUGAUUCGAACGAUGCGUUACGGAGACAACUUCUCGGGAGGAAUUAUAAGAAGGUCAUGGCUGAGAAGGAGAAGGCGCGGAAAGCCACUGCUGAUUCGGCGGCGUCAGAGAAUCCUGUUUCAAAGGGGACGACUGGUCACGACCAGCAAGUUUCUAGAGUUGGAGAUGAUGACGACGACGAGGGUCGCGCGGCUUUAAUUGGCAAGAAGGCAUCAUCGCGAAAAAGAAAGGUGGGAGGACAUACUGAGCCUACGGCACAGCCUCAGAGUGCCGAUGGCGAGGUGGCGAACGUGGACAGCGAGGAACCGGAUGAAAGAAAGGCAGCCAACUCACAGGAACCAAAGUCAAAAGGGAGGAAAAAGGCUACGAGUUUUCUAGACGAGAUACUCGCAGAGCGGUCAAAGAAGAGGAAGAAGCGAUGA
Messenger RNA from Aspergillus mulundensis, 666 nucleotides. Its product is annotated as DUF3245 domain-containing protein. The record is from RefSeq and is a predicted model, not a curated record. Bases 1 to 666 code for a protein of 221 amino acids. The transcript has 2 exons. NCBI's taxonomy places the organism in Eukaryota, Fungi, Ascomycota, Eurotiomycetes, Eurotiales, Aspergillaceae.